Glycine soja is the source of this 860-nucleotide messenger RNA. RefSeq names its product probable NAD(P)H dehydrogenase (quinone) FQR1-like 1. Gene Ontology annotation, molecular function: NAD(P)H dehydrogenase (quinone) activity; FMN binding. The record is from RefSeq and is a predicted model, not a curated record. The transcript is spliced from 4 exons. Lineage: Eukaryota; Viridiplantae; Streptophyta; Magnoliopsida; Fabales; Fabaceae. The coding region runs from base 1 to 663 and encodes 220 amino acids.
AUGACUGUCAAAGUUUACAUUGUGUACUACUCAAUGCUUGGGCACGUGGAAAGAUUAGCUCAAGAAAUAAAGACAGGAGCCGAUUCUGUACCAGGGGUUGAGUCCCAACUAUGGCAGGUACCCGAGACACUAUCAACUGAGGAGCUUGAGGCAUUGAGAGCACCGCCCAAGAGUGAUGUACCAAUCAUCACCAGAAAUGAGCUCCGUGAUGCUGAUGGUUUUGUCUUUGGCUUCCCAACAAGAUUUGGAAUGAUGGCUGCUCAGUUUCAAGCUUUCCUCGACUCAAUCGGAUUACUAUGGGACGAAGAAGAUCAAUUUCUUGAAGGCAAGCCUGCUGGAAUGUUCUUCAGCACCGGUUGCCAAGGUGGUGGACAAGAAACUACAGCGCUCACUGCUAUCCCUCAGUUGGUUAAUCAUGGAUUGUUGUUUGUUCCAAUUUUGUAUACAUUGGGUGCUGGAAUCAGUGGAAUGUUUGAGAUCGAGGAAGUGAGGGGUGGGAGUCCCUUUGGUUCUGGAACAUAUGCUGGUACUGAUGGCAAAAGGAACCCAACUGAGAUUGAGCUGAGGCAAGCAUUCCACCAAGGGAAAUGUAUAGCCGCCAUCUCAAAGAAGCUUAAGCGAGAUCCUCAAAAUUAUCUCCAUAAUAUUGCUCGCAGAUGGUGACCAAUGGUUGUUUUCUGAGUUCUUAUUUCUGUGGUAAUGGUUGUUUUCUUUUCAACAAGACAAUGUUUUGCAUUGAGUGUUGUGGUUUCAUUGCACUGUACAUUGGUCAUUGAUGUUUGUUUUUUUUCUAGCUCAGAAUGUAACGAGUUCUUGUUUUGUGUUUCCAUUUUAAUGAAUAUGAUUGCUUAUUUUCUAAA